This is a messenger RNA of Symbiodinium natans, 2439 nucleotides long. NCBI's taxonomy places the organism in Eukaryota, Dinophyceae, Suessiales, Symbiodiniaceae. The record is from the annotation of a GenBank genome assembly.
AUGUCGGCCAUGCGCCCUCCAAGUCCUUCGAGGGUAUCUCCUGUGAGGAUCAAUCUACUAGAUGAUCCUGAAGUGCGUCCACGGCUGGCCUCUCUGAUGAACCGCGAGGUGAUGACAGCCAGGACUCGGCGAGGAUCCAUUGCCGCCGAUCGGUCACCUCAUCGUCGUGCUGCAUUCCGGCGGUUGACCAGGAGGAACUCGCAGUUUAAUGGUCCUGGUAGCUUCAGUCUCGGUCGCCACACACGCGUCAACGACAUUCUAGCCACCUUCGGCGAGGAGGAGACCAUCACAUCGCGGCGUCCUUCAUCUCUUCCUGGAGGCUUAGAUAGCCUGGGCCAUGGAGGAGCUGGGCUUGGCUACCUCCAGGACCGUUGGAAAGACUUGGAGUCUGCCAUGCAACCACAGCUGCGGAACCGAGCGCUGACAGAGGAUCUGCGCAGGGAUCUUGUGCAAUUCGCGGCCCCAGACCAGGAUCUUAAUGCUUUGGUCAAGGAGGGCUUCAUCACUGAGGACUUUUCGCGCCUGGUGUAUGACAAAUUUAAGAAUGAGGACGAGCCCGAGUUUCUGCACGACCUGCAGCUGGAGAAAUGUGGUGGGCUGAAUGCGGUGAGGGAGCUUGAUUCUCCACAGAAGUACUUCUGGUUCUUCGUUCUGAUCAUAUCUGUGGUCUUCAACAUCUGGUACCUCAUACACCUGGACUGGCAAAUCUUCACGACGUACUUCAGAGAAGUCUUCCACACGUGGGACCUGCAUGGCAUUGCAGUUCGCCUCUCCAAUGGUGGUGGCAGCCAGUCCAAGCAAGACAUUCAGGCAGAGCUCUUCGAUGACCCAAUGUUCAAGGGCAGCAUCUUCGGCAUGAUCUCCGAUCCCACGACACGAUUGACGAUCGUUACUGCCGCAGUGAUGGUUUCGAUUUGGGAGGUUGGCUGGCUGAUGACGCAACUGGUCUGGGUUGUCUACAUCUUGUACAUGGCAUGUUGUGAGCAGUCGGAGUACAAGCGAUACAACGCUAUUGGCUACUUCUUUCAAACUCUCCUACCCCAGGCAAGCACGUUCUCUGCCGUCAAACUGAUGGCACGGGUGCACCCUUCUCUGAUCCUGAACGAGUAUCAAGACUGGGUGACAUCGUUUUCUGAGCGUGGCCUGUGCGGGCACAGACGGAACACGAUUGGCUACAUCAUGCUGACCAUGUCGUUCAUCAUCUUCCACGCAUUCUGUGCCACCGCUGCUGUUAGCGCAUUCUCGGUCAAGAUGCUGGCAGUGAGUUUCAAAGUUGUGAACCCUGACAUCUCUUGGUGGUAUCGUCUUUUCAGCAUCCUUGCCACUCUGAACCAGAUCAUGGGUGCGGUCUACAUUGAUCGUCUCCUGCAGGAUCGGGUGUUCCUUUUCGUCUUCGGUGGGCGCGACUCCACAUACGAGGACGACGAGCUUGCCUACAAGAACGCCUACAUGACCCGACUGGUCAGAGAGAUUUGGGUGGAAUACUGGCAGCAAGGGUACUACUUCUCAGCCUUGGUCUUGCUUGCAACCUUCGACCAUUACGAUCUUCAAUGGCUGAUGAUUGAGCCUACAGACGAGGACGACGAGAACUACAUGCUCCAACGGCUGGGCCUUGCCUCACCGAAACGAGCCGUUUCGGCGCCCGCUGAGGGGUUGACUGCACGCCCAAAGAAGGCUGCAUCUGGACUUGACCAUACAACCUGGUGGGAGAAUCUUUGGACCAUGUUGGGUUGCCACUCCAUCAGCCGAGUUAACUCGAGCCCGGACCUGGAGACCGUUCAGGAGGAGUACCACGAGUCGCCUGUGAACUCGCUGCAUUCAGCGAGAAAGGAUGAGGACGGGGAUGCUGCCCAGGAUGUUGAUGGAGACGAGGUCAGAGAGGCGGAGAAGAUCCCUGAGCAUGUGAAUGUUGAAGUUCGUACUUGGCGAUCGUUAUCCGAGAAUCUGUCGCACAAGGCCUCGAAGCCCAUGCAAGUCAGCCUCAAGCUGCCCUCAUCUGAUGCGUUGGGCCCCGUUGCCAGCGAACGAUCCGGACAGGACGAAAGUGCUCUGUCAGAAACUCCACGCACGAAACACAGCUGGAUCAGUGACCAGGAUCCUAUCAGCGAGUCGUCGCAGCCGCUGCUUUUCCCUGUCCAGGACCCAGCAGGAUCUGAGUCUUUGAUGAGCCGGGAGUCAACAAGUUCAUUUGGCAUGUCAGCCAUUGCUCGAGCGGUUGAGAGCAGGUGUAAUGCAUGGGGGGAUAGUUGGAAUGGCUGGACAGAAGGAGUCGCCCACAAGCGGACCGGCUAUCUGGCCUGGGCUGACGGCUGGAGUGACACUGGAAUUCCGAUGUCCAGGUCAGACACCAAUGAUGUCGUCGACCUGGAGCACCUCUUCACGAGCCAUGAGGUGGACCGGGACAGCCAUGUCGACCCGACGGGCGAUUCCCUGGUGUGA